Messenger RNA from Melanaphis sacchari, 702 nucleotides. RefSeq lists its product as uncharacterized. The coding region runs from base 40 to 615 and encodes 191 amino acids. NCBI's taxonomy places the organism in Eukaryota, Metazoa, Arthropoda, Insecta, Hemiptera, Aphididae. The transcript is spliced from 3 exons. The record is from RefSeq and is a predicted model, not a curated record.
ACUGCGUCGCGGAAACGUUUAAAAAGCGGGCGUCUUCCGAUGGACAGGGCACAUAGUGCUUACGUAUUCUCCACGAUGGUAUACAGAGCGAUUGCGCUUUACGUCGCCGUCCAGUCGGUUGUCGUUGCGUCGCCUACCGCCACCAUGUUUCACGGUGAAAGCGUCUCUCCGAUCGGGACGUUUUACCAUCCGACGCCAGCUUCCAGGGCCAGAGGCAUACCGGAAGUUGGCAAGCUGCCCAAGACGUCAACCAUAUCCAAAAAGUUUCCGGUGAGCGGACCUGACACCAAACCGUGGCUCAAACUACAAACUAACGCAGGUAAUAACCAUUUGACACGCAACCCACGCAUACCGGCUUUAAUGGAAACAUAUCAACCGUCCAGGCCACGAACCAACCACAUGCGCUUAGAAGAACCAAUAAGGUCACCCAUUUCGGAGGAGGAAAGAGCGGAAAAGAUGAAUUCUGACCUGGAAAAGAUGAUACAGUUUAUGACAGUACUAGGCCAAAUUGACCGGUAUCUGUCAUCUAGAGCAAAGUCUUUUGUUAACACACUGAGCCGAGCUAUGGAAAAUAAUCCCGACGACUACCACCUUUACAACGACAAAGAUAUGUAGUCUCUCGAAUACUGAGUUGCACUUGUUUUAUUUAACUAAACAUUAUACAUUUCAUUAUUAUUUAUUUUAUCCAUUAACUUGUUCAUA